GCCUUAUUUUCUCUUAACUGAUUGGGCCCGCUACGAUAAGAGAACACGGCCGUGUGCCUAGGCGAAGAAGCUAUUUCUGGAUUGUGCUCGAAGCCGCGAGCGAGCGAGAGAGAGAGAGAGAGAGAGAGAUCCUAUAUCGGAUGGCGCCGUGGAAGGAGGCAUCUCCGGGAUAUUUCGGCGACGAUGGUGGUGAUGCGGAAGGGAGUUGCUCGAAUAGGAGGAUUGUGAAGUCAAGCUGCAGGACGGAAGAGGUGGAGCCGGGAAGGUUUGUGAGGAAGUGCGAGAAGACGGAGCAGCUUCUUCGUCAGUGCGCCGGGAGACCUGCAGAAAUUGUGGAAUCAAUUACUGAGCACACUGAAGAUGAUGUAUCUGAUGAAGUUAAACAGGGCUUUCUUCCCUUCGAGUCGAAUGGUUCCGAACCUUUCGCCUUUCCGAGUCUGCGCAGUGACCUCGAAUCAAUCGAGCGGGAAUUUCUCGGUGGUUUCAGCAAUUUCGUGGAAGCUACAGAGAAGAUGACGAAGGAGUUUCUCAACUCUGGCAUUCCAUCGAUGCAGAGGAGCUGGCCGCCUCUUGAACUCCGGCAGCCCCCCGCUCAUCAGCAACAUGAGACCAGACCAUCCAAGGAGAUGAAAGAUCCUUAUGCUUGUUUUGAUGUGGAGAUUAGAGAAGUCUAAGAAUCUUCUGGUAUUUUCAGUUCAUAGUUGAGUAGGCAGACUAUCAGAAAUCAUCAUAUUUAUGAAGGGAUAAUUACAUACACAGCACUCUAAAUAUUGCUAUUUAGAAAACUAGCACCUCGGUGAUUUCUUUGCAUUUAUGCAGGCCUAGAUUGUUACAUUUUGAUAUUUGGGUGAGAAUUUGAAAAAUGAAUGAAAGAGGGCACUAGAUUUGUAAAUACCAAUGUUUUUGUGCUGUGUAUGUAAUUGCCACUUACAUAAAUCAUUUGCAAUUGAUGCAUAAAAAAUUAAUAUGAAAAAAAAUUGUAUAAAAUCAAGUUUUAAUUGCUGUAUGUAUGGCUUGAAGCUGGAUUUAUUGUUCAGAAGGAUAUCUAUAGCCUUUAUGUGCUGUACUUUAGUGCUA
Messenger RNA from Phalaenopsis equestris, 1077 nucleotides. RefSeq lists its product as uncharacterized. The record is from RefSeq and is a predicted model, not a curated record. Lineage: Eukaryota; Viridiplantae; Streptophyta; Magnoliopsida; Asparagales; Orchidaceae.